UUAUGUAACUUUUAUUAUUGUAUAGCAUUGUUUAGAAAUUUAGAAUAGUGCUGUACUAGUUUGUACUUUGUACUUUGUAUAUACGUUGUAUGUACAAGAUUCAAUGUGCGCAUGCGUGAGAGAAAAAUACUAAAUACAGUAGUUUAUCGCGACACGUCGGUGCAUUGGCUAUUGGCUAAGCAAAGGAGUUCACCUUCCAGUUUUAUUAUUUAUAUUUCAGUGUGUGGUCCAGUGGACCUUUUUCUGUCCAGUUUCACUCUAGACACAUUCUGUAUAAAAUAUUUAAACUACCGCAUUUUUGUUCUAGUAUUGCUAUUUUAUCUGUCAAUAAUUCACAAAAUGGUGAGAAGAAAAUCAAGUACAAGUUCAAAUAGUAGCAAUACAUUCAUACCACCAAAAAAAAAAGUACCAAACACAAGUGUUUUAGUUGGUGGAAAAAAAAAAAGAAAAAAACCAGGAGUCAGAGCACUCCAAGAAAUAAGACAACUAAGAAGGUCAACAAACCUUUUGAUACCAAAACUAACUUUUUCAAGAUUGGUCAAAGAAACAGUUCAUUAUAUUUUUCCAAGACUAGAUAUAAACAGAAUGCAAGCUACUGCAUUAGAAGCAUUGCAAGAAGCUGCUGAAAUGUAUUUAGUACAAUUCUUUGAAGAUUCUAUUCUUCUAGCAUAUCAUGCUAAACGAGUUACCCUAAUGAAACCAGACUUAAUACUCAUGAGAAGACUGAGAGGGCGAGACGAUGUUAUUAACAGAUAAAUUUUUUAAGCUAAUUUUCCAUCAGUAACAUAAGAAAGCUUAUUUUUUAUUAAUUUUUAAUGACUAAAAAAUUAAAUUGACGAAACAAAAAGAAGGUUUAAAACAUAGUAUGAAAACUACUAUUUGGAGUAAUAAUUUAUUUCAAGUAAAUAUUGUUAAAUAGGCUAAAGAAAUUUGGAAAAAAAAGCAUUAUUUAUUUUUUUUUCAUUCAUAAUAAACGUUCUAUUUAUGUACAUAUGUAAAAGAGAAAUGACUUAUAAUCAAAACAUUGAAACAUUACGUGAAUUUUAUUCAAAAAUAUUUCAUUAAUGUUGAACCUUUGGUAUAAAUAAAAAAUAAUAGUAAAUUCUUAGUUCUUUGUUUAUAAAUUUUUAAAAUGCUCAAUCUUUUUUUUUUUUUUUAAUAUAUAGUAUUUAAAUAAUGAUGGCCAACUAGAAUAUCCAAAUAAAUAAAAAGUAUAAUUAAUAAUUUAUUAAUAAUAAAUAAUAAUUAAUAAUGUUAGCUAAUAAAUAAUAAUAGAAAAUUUUUUAUACUGAUUUAAUUUUUGUAUUUAUUAUUAAGUUUAUAAGUGAAUAAUUAACAAAAAAAAUAAUCAAAGUAAAAGUCAGUUGUAAUAAAAGUAUAGCUGCCUUUUCUAUAUAUAGAAAAGAAAAAAAAUAUAUAAUAAAUUUAACAUAUUAAAAAUUAACUAAUAACUAUUUGAUAAUACAAUUAUUUUUACAAUAUAUAUAUAAGUAUAUGUGUAUACAUUUUUUAUGUAUAAAAAUCAUCUAUAAAUUUCGAUUUCGUCAAUAGUAAUAUUAAUUGUAUAUGCAACAUCACAUACGUUAUUUAUGUGCAAAUAAAUCUAAUAAGACACAAUUGUUAUUCAACAUUUUUUGAAGAAAAUCAUUUAUAUAAAAUUUAAAGUUAGUUACCUAGGAAUUUUUAGUAUAUUUUUUU
This is a messenger RNA of Aphidius gifuensis, 1698 nucleotides long. Its product is annotated as histone H3.3-like. Bases 112 to 756 code for a protein of 214 amino acids. The record is from RefSeq and is a predicted model, not a curated record. Gene Ontology annotation, cellular component: nucleosome. The transcript has 4 exons. Gene Ontology annotation, molecular function: DNA binding; structural constituent of chromatin; protein heterodimerization activity. NCBI's taxonomy places the organism in Eukaryota, Metazoa, Arthropoda, Insecta, Hymenoptera, Braconidae.